AUGGCCGGCGGACUGGUGCAGAUGUUGCAACGUCGAAACAAGACCCGCGAUGGCAAGGGCCAAAGCAUCGGCAAAAGUGACAUCGCCAAGGACGGCAACUUAGGACAUGACAUCCAAUCCCUUAUCAGAGAGCUAAAAGGAAAGUUUCGAGCCAGUAGAGCCGACGAUGAGGAACAGGACAACACUGACCCUGCACAACCCAACGGCGAAGCAUCCGACACCGAACGCCCCAUGGAGCCCUCGCAAGGUGUGGUUGGUGGCCAGCUCGAAAGCGCAGACGAAGCUCAGCAGGGGAAAGAAGAUGCUAGAGCAGUACUCACCGCAAUCUACGAGAACUGGGAUUCCACUAUUCGCGAAUACCUGCCCGACGAAUCGCACCUCGAAAGCUACGAGGGCGACUGGCCACUCGGACUUCUUCAGCUCGUGCUGCAACUUUCCAGACUCAUCGCCACCCAGGAUACUGAGGACGUACGCGAGUUUCUGAAGAAGGAGUUUGGUUCGAAGGAUAAGUAUCCGUUCAAGAAGUCGCUCAGGCUUCUUGACAUGAUCGUUCAAAUGUUGAAGGAUACACAAGAGCUAGAUGAGUCGGAUAGUCUGAUCGAUGGACGACUGGGAGAUGCUACCAACGGCUCUGAGACUGCGGGGCACGCUGCUACGACUCCAGGAGAGGCAGAUGACGAUGAAGAGCUGCAAACAGGUGUUCAGACGUCAACGUCGCCACACACAGCAUCGCCGCAAUCUACUUUUCAGAAAGCGACAAAGAGGUCUGCCGACGGCCCGCUAGGCGAUGAUGCACGACGCGAAAAGAGUCCACGAUUUGGACAGAGCACGGAUACUGCAGGUCCAGGGUCGCAGCAACCUCCCACACCCUCUGAUACCUACCGAGUCAUCACCGCACCGACCCAGGCUCUUGCUGCUGCACGAAACAGCGCAGUUAUCACGCAACUAUCUUACUCGCUCAUCUCUCUCCCGCAGAACGACUUCGCCACGCCGAGGCCCUCCACGCCUGCCGCAGAGCCAACAGUGAGCUCACCCAAGCCGAGCUGCAGGUCACGUUCGCAAGAAGGCGGAGAGGGGGCGCGUCUGAGCGCGGCUUUGGUAGUCCGCGGCUGGAUGUUGCAGUGCAUGAGGCUGAAUUUGCGGUCCAGGUGCGUUGGUGGGCGGUGCGGAGUGCUGAGCUGGAGAUUUUGA
Molecule: messenger RNA, 1191 nt
Organism: Didymella exigua CBS 183.55
Lineage: Eukaryota; Fungi; Ascomycota; Dothideomycetes; Pleosporales; Didymellaceae
Exons: 1
Coding region: 1-1191 (396 amino acids)
Source: RefSeq, a predicted model, not a curated record